Molecule: messenger RNA, 1762 nt
Organism: Uloborus diversus
Lineage: Eukaryota; Metazoa; Arthropoda; Arachnida; Araneae; Uloboridae
Product: kinesin light chain 1-like
Exons: 11
Coding region: 359-1762 (467 amino acids)
Biological process (GO): microtubule-based movement
Cellular component (GO): membrane-bounded organelle; cytoplasm; kinesin complex
Molecular function (GO): kinesin binding
Source: RefSeq, a predicted model, not a curated record
AACCAUAAUUUACAUUAGCUUUAAAGAAAGUAUUAAUUCGCAAAAAAUAUUGGAUAUUCUUACUUCAAAGCAGGUUGAAAAUCAUUGUGUGAAAACUGAAAACUUAUGUUAUGUAGUUAAUUUUGAUUGUUAGUGGCGUGAUCAACUAACAAGCACUAAUUUUAUCAGUAUGUCACUUUCUAGUCCCCACUGAACAACCGCAUGACGAACAAACUUAUUUAAUUAUUUGUGGUUUACUGGAAGAACACUGUUAAUUUUUAUAUUUCAUCGUAGAAUAAUUUAAUUUUAUGUUAUGCUAGUAACAGUGCUUCAUUAUGUUUUAGAUUUUUACACGAUGGGUGCAUAAAUGUCUUGAAUUAUGUUCACUGGAGCAAAGAUGAGAUUGUUAAAAUGGAGAGGGAAAAAGAACCAUGUUUGGAAACCAGAAAUUCCCCAGCCAUUUAUGGAAAGAAACAAAAUCAUUUUAGAAACACAAAGAAUCUUGAGCUUUCUUGAGUCGUUGAAAGAAGAAUACACGAAAAUAUUAGAUCAACUACUUGAACAGAUACGAGCGCUUAGUGAAAGUGGUGAAGAAAAAAAUUCUCUCAUCGAAGAAAAAGUUGAAUUUUUAAGAAAAGAUUUAAAAAUCAUUGAAAGAGGAUUAGAUGACGCACAAAUAUUCCUUACUUUAAACAACAUUGUUGAAAACAUUGAAUCUGAAGUAAAGGAAUCUGAGAAGGCAAUACAAUCUCUAAAAGAUGAUAUCCGAAAUCUCAAAUCUGAGAACAAUUCUUUGAGGAAUGAUUUAUCGAUUGCCCAAAGGAAACUAGUUGAGUCUGAAGAACAAGAAGCUGUGCUUGAGGUUGAAAGAGACCAUCAAGUGUUCCUAAAUUCCUUAGAGUCCGAACUGAGCAGUUCUCCUGAAGAAUCCGAGGAUGAGGAAUCUUUAGAUUUAAGUUUCAUUGAUGAUAAUGAAAUGGAUGAAGUUUCGGUUUUCUUUUUGACAGGACUGUUUCCAAACUUGCCAUAUAUAGCAGAAAUCGAUCUGUCUCUUAAUCCACGAUUAAAAAUAUUUUAUAAUCUUGUUAUGGGAUACAUCAUCAAAGGCUCAUAUGAAAUUGCUGCUCCGUUGUGCAAAACGACUUUGCAAGAUUUACGUGAAAAGUGUAGCGCAGACCACCCUGAUGUUAUAGCAAUGAUGGAUAUUAUUACAAUGGUAUACAGAGGAAUGCGACAUUAUAAAGAUGCAGCCAGCAUACAAGAAGAAAUUCUAGAAGUCAAAAGAAAAUCGAUGAAAGAAGAUAAUAUUAGUAUAGCAUUUACAUUAAAUAAUUUAGCGGCUCUGUAUGGAAAGAUUGGCAAAAUCGAAGAAGCCGAAAAAUUUUGCCGAAGUGCCAUUGAUUGUCGAAAAAAAAUUUUAGGGACAGAUCAUCCUGAUGUUGCCAAACAACUCUGUAAUUUAGCAGCUAUUUGCAGUCACACGAAAAAGUUCAUGGAAGCUUUAAAGUGCUAUAGGGAAGCUCUUGAAAUAUUUUCAAAAACAUUAGAUCCAAAUAAUUUCUACAUAAUCAAAACCAAAAGCAAUAUCGCAUCAUUACUUUUGGAAACUGAAAACUAUCAUGAAGCUGAAAGCCUAUAUAAAGAAAUACUGAAAUGUGCGAACAUGAAAACACCUGAGAAGCAAGAAAAUGAUCGGAGUUUAUAUAGAAUAGGGCAUAAUUCAGAAAUAGUGUUGCAUAUGGUUGAUGUAAGGGUGUGUGAGUAUGCGGCUUGUCAAUUUUAA